GCAAGCCUGGUUCUCCGGGCUUUCUCCCUUCUCGACCAGACGAAGGAGAUAUGAAUUCCAUUCAGGCGGGUAAGGGCUUGGCUUGACCGUGUCUUUUCUCGGGUCGGAGGCGAAAACUGGAAAGUUCAUCAUUCAGUGGUGGGCUGUUCAUAGAAAAGAAGGCGUCGCCCAACGAGUGGCAGAUCUGGAUAGAGUCUCGCUCAUAGAUAGAGGAAGAGUACGCGCGCUACGGCUUAGGCAGUUGAUCGGAUCAGAUAGCCCUUCGGGCAACCAACCAAACCCGGCACAUCCAAUUCCAUUCCGAUCAACAACUUGGAGGUAUGGCUGAGUGGCUUAAGGCAUUGGUUUGCUAAAUCGACAUACAAUCUUCUUGUAUCAUGGGUUCGAAUCCCAUUUCCUCCGGCACGGAAAUGAAAGGGGCGGGCGAAAUUACGUGAGAGAAAGAACCUCUUGGUGGAGUUCAGUCCCCCGAAUAGCACUACUUAGUGACUAGGUGAUCGGCUCAGAUAGCCUUCUUUUUCUUUGACCGGCCUAUCUUCUUUCUAUAAGCAAGCUCCCUCCGGCCGUCCAGGGACUGGACGGCUCUCGGUUCUUGAGGGGAUUAGGCGGCAGUUGAAAGAGCUGCUCGAAAGCUUGACGAACAAGCGAAAAAGCCUAUAUAUUCUUAUUAGUCAAGGGCUUUUCCCUUACUAGUAAAGUGGUAAGGUAGCGCGCUAUUCGAUGAAGAAAACAUACUUUAGGAAAGUUGUUCAGGUAGCUCAGCUGGUUAGAGCAAAGGACUGAAAAUCCUUGUGUCAGUGGUUCGAAUCCACUUCUAAGCGGGCGAAGGGUCCAAAGGACACGUAGCCGGGAGCAAGCCGGAUUUUAAAAUUCAAGUGAAAGAGUCAGCCAAAAAAUGUGAGCGCUCCUGCACUAUACGGCUUUUUGGCGUCCCCCUAUCUUGUCUUGCUGGAGGCAGAUUUUCUAAAAAAAGCGGUUGAUUAUUCGGAUUGGUUCUCGCAUCCCUGUGCCCAAAAGGAUGGGCGAGUUCGGUUUGAGUCUUCAUCGAUCGGGUGGAUCUAUAUGCUUCGGGGGGUGAGACGAGGUGUAGCGCAGUCUGGUCAGCGCAUCUGUUUUGGGUACAGAGGGCCAUAGGUUCGAAUCCUGUCACCUUGAUGUGGGGCCCCUCAAACGUAAGUAACUCAGUGCAUGUGCCUUUCUCAACAGAAAAUGCAAUUACGAACGAUCUCGCGAAUUCUGUCACGAAUGAAUGUAGUACCCGCGAUGAACACUCUCCCGGAUCGGAUUCUUAACUAUCUGAUAACUCAUAUGAGUGAGUACAUUUUUGUGCUACCUCCGUUUCUCUUUAUUAUUGCUAUAUGGAGGGUGGCCCGCCUAAGGGGCGUUACCUUGGAUAAUUAUAAGGAAAAGGUAGACGAAAGUCUAGCCGAAACCUUGAAGGAACAGAUUGGAGAUCGCUUCUUACGACCACUCCUUGAACAACAGGGGGUUCGACUCCCCCGUGGGACACAACCCAUGGAUUUGUUAGAUAGAUUGGUGCAAGCUGACCCAAACAAUCUGAACGUAUUAACAACAAUUUACCAAAGAGAGGACUAUGUUAAGCCGGAAUGGUGGGGAAGGAGGCCCGUGGAUCAUUGCGGACCAUUAUUUUACUAUACGGAAAUGGUCUACAAAUUUCAGACCAUCAGUGGAGAUUUUCUCCAAAACAAUGGUUUGGGUUCGUUUCCCUGAGCUACCAAUCGAGUACUAUGAUAGGGAAUUCUUAUUCAUGUUAGGAGCGACCAUCGGUAACCCAGGGAGAGUAGACGCCACAAGGGAAAAUGCGAUGAGAGGUAAAUUCGCAAGACUUUGUGUGGAGGUCGAUUUCAACAAACUGCUUAUCUCACGAGUAAAAAUCGGCCGUUUCCAUCAGAGAGUGGAGUAUUUUUGUCUACACACCAUCUGCUUUUCUUGUGGUAGAGUGGGCCACAAAGUUGAGCAAUGUAUUGGAUCGUCAUCAGAGAGCAAGGAGGAGAGGGAAAACAACUUGUCCCCGCUGAUGAGUAAGUCCUCUCACCCAGAUGAAGGUGCUUAUGGCCCUUGGAUUCAAGCCCAAAGGAGAGGUAAAAGAAAGCGGAGCACUACAAGCAAACCAAAAAGAGGAGCUACGCCGGCAAAUAGGGCCCCGGCAUCGGUGCCAGAGAAGGGGGUUCACGUUUCUCAAUCCUUACCGAGGGAAAACCGGAUAACGGCUCCAAACAAGAUGUCGUGACGUCAUCACAGGUGGGGCCCCCCCUGCGCCUAGCUGUAGAAUGGAUUCAAUCAGCGAUUUCCCUUUGCCUUGUUUUUUCCUUGUUCGGCUAAUUAGCAUUAUACAGCUACUCCGCUAAAGAAAGCCUUUUAGCGAACGUUUUGGCAUCGCCCCCAUUACCGGGUCUCGGAAAGGCAGCUUAACAGCCUCUAUUUGAACACGCCCCCGUACUGCCUUAAUAGACUGACUUAGCUCCUUCUCCCCUGGGCAAUGGACAAUUGGAUCUGGUUUGACUUUAAGUAAAGUGUGUCAGAGGCCAAUGUCGGUACAUUUAAUCUUAAGUUUGAAACCUCAGAUAAGGAAUCCCCCGCUGAGGGUUGCCAACACGUCUCGUAGCAUGGCUAUAGACUCAGUUAUCACUCAACCAUGGAUCACGUACCCCCCAUCAUCAACAUUCUCGACAUCGGACCCGGUCAAUCGACAUUAGGUUAGGAACAUUGGACCCGGAACUUCCUUUAACGAUUUCUAUAGCGGAAGGGGAGUUAUUCAAGCUUCUCAUCGGGUAAAGACCGCGCCCCUAUAUUGAAUCUUCAAUCCCAAAGGGAAGGGAAAGCACUGUCCUUAACUGGACGGGGGAUUGGGAAGGGAACUCAGGGCGGACAGAGAGAUCCAGUGGAAAGGGCUGUCAGUCUAGGUACAAAGAAGACAAGCGGAAGUAUUCUAUUUGCUGGCCCUUCUAGAUCUUUUAUUAAGCCUAAUAUGCUCCUUUGACGGAAGCGGUCCAUCUUAUCUAAGCUCUACCAGACAUCGAAUGACUCUCCGAAUCGGCAGGAAAUUGUUCUCUCUUGUAGCAAGCGGUUUCAUCGAUUGGAUCAGUGUGAGCAGACAUGGAUCCCCUUUCAAUUUAAAGAGAACUAAUCGAGUUCAGGUAGAAUUGGCUCUUCGAAAGACACAUCUAAAGAAGAAAGUCUUGUCUCACCUUCCACGUGCAAAUCUACUCUCUUUUCGCUUCACAACAAUCUCCUGAAACGCAUAAGGCAAUCUAAACUCUUCUCUCGACCCUUCUUUCUUGAUAAGCCCAGGGCGUCUAUAGGGGGCAGGGAAGAAAGUGGAAUUGGGCCUAGAAACCAAGUAAAUCCGUGCCAUCUCGAGCGGUCAACUCAUUUUGGCAUCUCUUUCUUUAGCCUUACGCGAGGAAAGAGAUAUCCUUCGGCACAUGGGCGAGCAGCUAGAAUUAAAAUCCCGUGUCUGCCUUCUUGGCUGAGCGAAAAGGAAACUAGUCAAGAGCAGGCUUUCGAAGGCACUUCCUUCUUCCAAGAGAUGUCACGCAAAAUGACUUGAAGGUGGCUAGACCGCAACUCGUGAAUAGAAAGAAUAUUAAGAAGGCCAAAAUCCAUUCCAGCUCUCCUCGUCUAGAACAUCAAUAGCCCCGAAAUCAACCUAAAAAAGUCCUACUCUUGCUUGAAACCUUCGGGCGGGAGAGCCUAUUACCAAAAAAAGAAAAGAAGAAGAGUCGCCACUAGUCUAUUUUCCAAUUGGUAAUGAAAACGGCUGCGGAUGACGAAGAAAAGAGAAGGAUAAGAAUCCGGACACUUUCUAAGAUUACAUAGGGAGAACUAGCCUAAAAUAAGAGAGCUCACUCUUUAACAUUACAUAUGAUAUUUUGAAGUGUGGGAAUGCGAGCCAAACUGAGAUGCCUCUUCUCACCCUCACAUGAGAGAAUGCAAAUAGGGAUUCAGUACUUUCUUCCUAUCCGGCUACAGGAAAAUAAGAGAGCUCAAUCAGAAGACUGAACUUCCCUGGCCUAUAAAGUAGUCGAAGGAUUUCUGAGAGAGAAGGAAGGACACGGAGUCACAAAGUCUUUCUUGAACUCUCGUUGUCAAGCUCCUCCUUCAUUCUCGACCAGCCACCUAUGGAAAGCGAAUGCGAGUCUUGGCUCAUCUGCAGAAUGGAAUCCCGCAAUGAAACCCAUCCCGGAAG
Molecule: messenger RNA, 4210 nt
Organism: Linum trigynum
Lineage: Eukaryota; Viridiplantae; Streptophyta; Magnoliopsida; Malpighiales; Linaceae
Source: the annotation of a GenBank genome assembly